GCUGUUCUUCUCCUCUCCAAAGAUUUAGUGGCAAAGAGACACGCACGCACACCGCCGGCAUGUCUCCGUCUGUGCGCACAGAACUUCUCUUCCUCUUCCUUUCUCUCUCGUCCGGCACGGUGCUCAGCCGCUACAUCGAGGAGGACGAUACGUCCGACGGAUUAUAUUCUCUUCUCAGCUUGGAGCAGAAGAGAGAAUCUGAAGACUUUAUUUUCAGGCGACCUCUCAGAUGUUUGGACAUGUUGGCCAUCGAGGGCCACUUCACUUUCGUGGCGUCAUCGUCGCAGCAGCUGUCCUGUGCCGCCUUCAUCAUCGGCGAGCCCAGCGAAGUCAUCGGCCUGGAGCUGAAUGACGUCAACAUCGACUGCGACGUCGGCGACUUUAUUAAGAUAUUUGAUGGCUGGGUCCUGAAGGGGGAGAAGUUCCCCAGUACCCAGGACCACCCACUGCCUCUUCACCAGCGCUACACGGACAUCUGUUCGUCCACGCUGCCGAGCCACACCAGUCGCUCAUCCCAGAACGUCGCCAUGGUUUUUUUCCGCAUCCACAACCCGGACAGUGGCUUCACCCUCGUGGUGAAGAAGCUGCCCAACCCUUUUCCAUGUAACAUCAUGUCUCAGAGCCCAGAGGGCAGCUUCACCAUGGUGAUGCCUCAUCAGCACAGGAACUGCAGCUUCUCCAUCAUCUACCCGGUGGAGAUCCAACUGGCACAGCUCAGCCUGGAGCAGGCCAAAAGCAACGAGCUCAGGCCCAAGGCGAGGCUGUCAUCUGGAUGUUCGGGUUCCGGUGACUAUGUGGAGCUCCUGGGUGGAAACAGCGUAGACACAUCACGCAUGUUCCCUGUUGCUGAUCUGUGUUUUCCUCUCAGUGGACUCGCCCAGAUGAAGAUCAGUUGUGAUAACUCGGUGGUGAGGCUGGUGUCCAGCGGCAACUACAUCAACCGCGUGUCUUUCCGCUACCGACUACUCGAACGCCACCAGCUGCCCGAAGGUCAAGAGAACAGCCUGGACAACAUGUGCAAUGUGGAGUGAAACUGCACAAUUCAUGAAAAAUCUGUUAAUACAUUUGUUUACAGGAUGUAAAGUUUGUUUUUCUGUUCGGUCUGUAUUUAACCCUUUCAGGGACAGCGGUUACUACAGUGGACAGUUUAUCGUGUUGCAGGGUGCAUGAAAAGGUUAAUUCAAUCUGAGGAUUUAGUUUUUUUUAUUCGUCAAAUGAAAUCUAACCGCUUACGGUCACCAACGUAUAUAUUAAUUGAGUAACAUUUUCAAUGGUUCGACAACAAAGAGAGCCUCACCCAAUUUGUUUGUGAAAUUCAAGUUUGUACGCAGACCGUAAUGACUCACAGAUCCACAUAGAUGGCGGCAUUGCCUCACUUUGGAUUUGAAAUCAGCACAACUUUAGAGUAGAAGAUAACGAUUAGGCGAUGAAUCUCGGCUUGACACGUCGACACCGAGGGCGGGAAACGAGAAACAUUUAAAGUUUAGAAAUCUGAUACUUGAACGAGGUAUUUAUACAGUACAGUAUGCAUGGUAUGAGCAGAGAAUGUGUCACAGAAGGAUGUAAGAAGUAUGCGUCGCGAAUGUGAAUAAAGAUGAUGCCGUCCCGAGAGUGAAAGAGGAAUGCCAUUUUAAAAAGCCACUUAGGUUUGAUUCGAGCCACCUGGUCUUGAAAGAUUCGUCAAAAAGCUCAAAAUCAAGUAGCAAUAUGAAGACCGUGGCAGUUUGAGAACAGUUGGCAGCAAAUGAGUUAAC
Hippocampus zosterae (dwarf seahorse) is the source of this 1754-nucleotide messenger RNA. Its product is annotated as corticotropin-releasing factor-binding protein-like. NCBI's taxonomy places the organism in Eukaryota, Metazoa, Chordata, Actinopteri, Syngnathiformes, Syngnathidae. Gene Ontology annotation, biological process: hormone-mediated signaling pathway; negative regulation of corticotropin-releasing hormone receptor activity; negative regulation of corticotropin secretion. The record is from RefSeq and is a predicted model, not a curated record. The transcript has 7 exons. Gene Ontology annotation, molecular function: corticotropin-releasing hormone binding. Bases 60 to 1031 code for a protein of 323 amino acids.